AUGAAUGAUAGUGAGAGAUACAAUCGACGAUGGAACCUCCGUCUCCACGGGCUGAAGGAAUCAGAAGGAGAGAAUGUUAAAAAAAUGAUGAUAGACAUUUGUUCUGCUGUGGCUCCUGACACCGGUGAAUCCCUUCAUCUCUUCAUUGACGUCUGUCAUCGGGUGGGGAGAAAGAUGGAGAGCUCCACCAGACCCAUCAUCAUCCGCUUCGUUUCCAGAACCAUGCGGGAUCUCAUCUGGCAGCGCUCCAAAGAGGCCGAGAUUCUCCGGGCACGCAGACUACGCUUCACGAGGACCUCACUGCCCGAGACCGAGCCAUUCGCAGCGCGUUGUGGCCCCUGA
This is a messenger RNA of Knipowitschia caucasica, 342 nucleotides long. The record is from the annotation of a GenBank genome assembly. Lineage: Eukaryota; Metazoa; Chordata; Actinopteri; Gobiiformes; Gobiidae.